UGGCGAUUGUCUUAUGAGGAAAUAUAACAGCCAUUUGGCUGAAGCCACUUCUUCCUUUCUUUUCCUUCUCGAAUCCUUUUCUCUCUAUUGAAUCCGCCGUUCACUCAAUCCUCACACACUUGUGUUCCUUUCUGUUGUUUGUGGAUUUGCUCAAUUUUGGUGGAAAUCAGGCUGUUUUCCCAACCGGGUAUUCGUGAUCUUGAGCUUUUGCUAUUGGGUUCUGGUUUUGAAAGCUUGGUUUGUCCUGGGUUGUGAUUAAUCUCUCCUUCAACGGUCAAGAACCGUAUUUUACUUUCUGGGUGUUUUAUUUAUGGUGUGUGCUUGUUCCUUGCGAGGUGAAGCUGUUAGUUUUCUAGGGAAAGAGCGAUUUUGGUGGUUGCUAUUGUGGGAUUGUCAUGGGAUCUUUUGAUUACUUUCCAGCCGAGUAAAGUUUUGUAGUUGGAGACCGUGUUGGUGUUGAAUUUUGAUUUAGAAAGCGAAAAGAGGAGAUGAAGAGAGGUAAAGAUGAUGAGAAGAUUAUGGGGCCUAUGUUCCCAAUACUUCAUGUAAAUGAUAAAGAUAAAGGAGGACCCAGAGCACCUCCAAGGAACAAGAUGGCCCUCUAUGAGCAGGUCAGUAUUCCUUCUCGGAGGUUCAAUCCCAGUGUCUUGCCUCUUAACCCAAGUAACACGAGCAACUUGGUUCCUCCUGGGUCUUAUAGCCAGGGAGGUGGCCAGGAAAGAAAUUUGCUUUUCCCAUUUCAUGUACACACUUCAACGCCUACGAAUAUGGUCGAGAACUUUCAUCCUUACCAGAUUAGUGGAGGCAAUUUGAACCCUCCAUCAUCCCAACUUGGGCAGAAAAAGAGAGUAGGUGAUGAAAAUGAUUUUAGGGUCCCUGUAUUUGUUAAUUCUGGAAUGGAUCAAUGCAAUAAUAAAACUCAGAACAGCUCUGAUAGGGAAAAACACACUCCCUUCACCACAAGUUAUUCAAGUAGUUCAGUGAAAUUCCAAAAUGCUUGUGUUAAGGAUCCAAAAAGAGUUAACUUAGCAGGUCCAAGUUUGAGACAAGAGGAGAAAAACAAGAGUGAUCAGAACCCUGAAGUGUGCAUCUCAAGUAGGGAUCAUUCAGUAAAAUCUGCCACAAAUUUACCAAUUAGAGAAAUAGCUGAUGGAAAUGUGUAUGAAGCAAAUUUAUCUCCAAAUCAAGAAUAUCGAGACCAUCGUUUGGCCAAUUUUGGCAGAUAUGUUGCUAAUGGAGAUUGUUUACAAGGAGAGUCUAGAGCUGUGUUGCAGUGGCAUGACAGUGGACAUGGUGAUGAGGUUAUUGAGAGUGCAAGGUACUUGGAGCGUGCUGAUGUUUCCCAGCCAAGAAGCUGCUUUCAUUCGAGGGAACCUCACUACAACAGCGAAUCUGAUGGAGACAAAGCACGUGGACUGCCACAAUUGAGAAACGGAGAUAAAAGUGAUGAUACUUCUGAAACAUCAAUGGUGGAUUCUAUGUCAAGCUUGGAUAUCUCUCCUGAUGAUGUUGUGGGAAUAAUUGGUCAGAAACACUUCUGGAAAGCAAGAAGAGCAAUUGUCAAUCAACAAAGGAUGUUUGCUGUUCAAGUGUUUGAGUUGCAUAGACUGAUAAAGGUUCAACGAUUAAUCGCUGCAUCACCUGAUUCUUUAUCCGAUGGAACUUAUCGUGUGAAAUCUUCUGUGAAGUCCUAUCCUGCAGCAAAACUUCCGAUAGAGUAUGUUGUUACACCAUCACCACGUGUUCAGAGCAAGGUUGAUAUCGAGAAGCCAAACCAUAACAUGGAACAUUCUGCGGAAAACGUAGUUGAAAAGACAUCCCUAUGUCAACCUUUGAAUUUUGGCCCACCACAGGUACCAGUAGCCACUGAUACCAAAACGGCUCCUUGGUGUUUCCAUCCACCUCCUGGGCAUCAAUGGUUAGUUCCUGUGAUGUUGCCUUCGGAAGGACUGGUAUACAAACCAUAUCCCGCGCCUGGAUUCAUGGGAAAUGCUGGUGGUGGAAAUGGUCCUUUUGGUCCUACUACUUUACCAGGCAACCUUGUGAAUCCCUCGUCUAGUAUUCCAACCUCUUAUCAUCACCAUCAAGGGUUUGGGGUUCUGCCAGGCAUCCCUACAGUUGGUCAGAAUUUCUUCCCUCCAUAUGGCAUGCCAGUUAUCAAUCCAGCUAUCUCUAGCUCAGCUGUUGAACAAACGAACCGGUUUGUAGGACCUGGUUCAUAUGGUCAAACUCGUCACUUGUCUGAAAGGGGAGCUAGUUUUAACACAGAACAUCAGAGCUCUUGUAGUGUGCCGACCCAGAAGAGUGGAGUACUUCCACAAGUUACGAACUUCCGGGCAUCUAGAGAGUCUGAGAUACAAGGAAGUACAGGAAAUAGUCCCAUUGAAAAAGGAGAUGAAACUGCUCAAAGAAAUGGUGUUCUUCCCCUUUUCCCUAUGGCUUCUGCUGCUGAGGAGGGAGCCUCUCAGCCUCAUGACGCAGACCAACCAAGAAGAGUAAUAAAAGUUGUACCCCACAAUCCUAGAUCUGCCUCUGAAUCAGUAGCUCGAAUUUUCCAGUCUAUACAAGAAGAGAGAAAACACCAUGAAUCCACUUAAAAUGUUGAUCAAUCACUGGUAUGUAAAUGUUUCUUGAUUCUUGAACUCACAUGGGAUGAUGUGCUUGGACUUCCUCUGUAUUUUAUUGGGUGUGAUAUUUUCGUGACAUUUUUGUUCUUUCCUCUUGUCGACAUGGUUUAUAUGAACAUAGUCACAUAGAUAUGUCGCUGGAAGGUCACAGGAAGUCGGCGUAACAUGAAAUGCUGUCUCUGUUAGGUAUAUGGCACUUGUUUUUGUACUUUUUCAAUGGCAUUAUUAGAAAACUAAUUUGCAUCCAUUUUGU
Messenger RNA from Tripterygium wilfordii, 2880 nucleotides. RefSeq names its product protein EARLY FLOWERING 3-like. The transcript is spliced from 4 exons. NCBI's taxonomy places the organism in Eukaryota, Viridiplantae, Streptophyta, Magnoliopsida, Celastrales, Celastraceae. The coding region runs from base 489 to 2597 and encodes 702 amino acids. The record is from RefSeq and is a predicted model, not a curated record. Gene Ontology annotation, biological process: regulation of photoperiodism, flowering.